CCGCAAGUCUGUAAACAUGAUGGUGAAACGAAGCACGAUUUCCUGGGUCGCGGGAGAACAAGGCCCACCCCUUGAUGAACUGUCAAUAUUUCAGGGUCUUUUAUUCAUAAAAAACCAAUCGAAGCUGGUCUGGUGAUGCGAAGGGUGGUGGGCGAUGCAAGGGACAGGUUCCUCCAGGCUUGCUCGAGAGGGGAAAACCAAGGAAGCCAGCACACCAGCGCCAAGCAACCUCAGCCCACUGACGUCAGCGACGAGCUCCCCGCCCCAACUGUCGCGAACCCCAAGAACGCCGUCGUCAUCACAAGCUCGCCUCGUCGUCGCUAGGACGCCAAGGAUGCUUCAUCAAAAGGCGCGUUACUUCCGCCAUGGCGUCUCCGGUCGGCCGCGGCCAUGGGAUGCUUCAACCGGCAGAAAAUGAUAACCUGGACGCUAUAUUGUUUCGCGCCAACUUUAUGACAGCUCCUUGACCCUUGCUUGGGCUGUUCAACCAACCCCAAAUAUUCAUACAGACCACAAUGCGACCAAGACCCCGACGCAUCACCACAGCGCUGCUGCCGCUCCUCCUCCUCGCCCUGGCAGCAGCGCCAACGGCCACCGGCGCCGACGCGAGCGCCGACUUCCGCACCAAGCGCGGCCUCGCCUACAUCAGCCAGAGCCACGAGUCCGACACCCGCCUCCUGGGCUCCAACGCGUCCGAGGUCUCGUGGUACUACACCUGGUCGCGCAACGAGGCCCGCGCCGUCUCCUUGUCCCCGUCCUCCAACACCCUCCGCUUCGUGCCCAUGGUGCACAGCCUCGGCGACGCCUCGAGCCCGGACCUGCUCUCCUCCCUGGACCGCCUCCCGCCGACCUCGACCCACCUGCUCUCCUUCAACGAGCCCGACGGCGAGCAGCACACGGGCGGGUCUGACGCCGGGCCCCGCGACGCCGCGCGCGCGUACAUCGACCACAUCGCCCCGCUGCGCGACGGCGGCGACGGGAACGGCGGGAACGGCCGGCGGCGCUGGCGCGUCAGCCACCCGGCCGUGACGGGCUCCCCGCGCGGCCUCGAGUGGCUGCGCGCCUUCAACAGGUCCUGCUACGAGCUCGACCGCGACCGCGGCUGCCCGGCCGACUUUGUCGCCGCGCACUGGUACGGCGAGCACGACGGGCUGCGCGGCUGGCUGGCCCAGCUACGCGACUUUUACACCGACACCUCCUCGGGGGCACCGGCCGCCGGUCGUGGUGGCGGCGCAAAGCCCGCAGACCUCAAGGUCUGGGUCACGGAGCUGGCGCUGCCGCAGGCCGACGCGGCCGCGACGCUGUCCAUGAUGCGCGCGUCGCUGGCGCUCCUCGACGGCGAGGCCUGGGUCGGGGCGUACGCGUGGUUCGGCGCGUUCCGCGCCCACGAGGCCAACGCGUGGACGGGCGACGGCGUCGCGCUGCUGGACGAGGGCGGGGCGCUGACGGACGUGGGGGCCGCGUACCUCGGCGGCGAGGGCAAGGGGUUCCGCGCCGGCAUGACCGGGGAUGCGGCGCCGGGGCGGGACUCGGGCGCCAGGGUGCGGGGUGCGGCGCGGUGGUCGGUUGCGGCGGCGGUGCUGGCUGGUGCGGUUGUUGCUUGUUAGGGAGGGGGGGUGGCAUGUGUUGGUUGGUUCUGGAGUUGUCAUGUUUUUGGUCAUGGAGAUACCCAGUUGUCAUUUGCUUGGGCAAUACAUGGCCCUUUUUCUUUUGUAGAUGAAUACGUAAUCUAGAAUGAACCACAAUCAAUGCUCUCAAAAUAAGCUAGCAACACGCAAUCCCAACAGGCCCAGAGCUAUCAUCAUG
Gaeumannomyces tritici R3-111a-1 is the source of this 1806-nucleotide messenger RNA. RefSeq lists its product as hypothetical. Gene Ontology annotation, cellular component: fungal-type cell wall. Lineage: Eukaryota; Fungi; Ascomycota; Sordariomycetes; Magnaporthales; Magnaporthaceae. The coding region runs from base 516 to 1607 and encodes 363 amino acids. Gene Ontology annotation, biological process: fungal-type cell wall polysaccharide metabolic process. The record is from RefSeq and is a predicted model, not a curated record. The transcript has a single exon.